This is a messenger RNA of Rhagoletis zephyria (snowberry fruit fly), 5206 nucleotides long. RefSeq names its product vitellogenin-like lipoprotein (gene cv-d). Lineage: Eukaryota; Metazoa; Arthropoda; Insecta; Diptera; Tephritidae. The record is from RefSeq and is a predicted model, not a curated record. Gene Ontology annotation, molecular function: lipid carrier activity. Gene Ontology annotation, biological process: lipid transport.
UAAGUUCCAGCUUGCGGUCAAGCAACGCUUUAGUACGGGUUUUGAACGCGUCGCGUACGAAGCUCAUAAAAAGGAAAAGCAAUAUUUGCAAAGAAAGGAUAUUGGAAAUUUUAUUUUCAAAUCCGACAGCUUCGAGUUUUCCGGUCUACGUUAGUGUGUGUGUGUGCGGGUGAAAGUUUUCGAAUUGAAAAGAAAGAAAAAUAAAACGGUUAUGUAUUUAGUGAUUCCAGUGAGGUUUAAAUACUUUAAGAAUAAAUAAAGUUUAAAAUCGAGAUGUUUAAAAUUCACGUUUAUAUGAAUAUCAAGCGCAUAUACAUACAUAUGUACAUAAAUAUUUAAAAUAUAUGUGUGUGUGAUAAAUAAAACAUAAGUACUUGCAAACGCUGUUAUCAGUUUCAAAAAAGUUGUGCUUAUAUUUCGUUCGUGUGUGUUUAAAUAAAAAUUGAAUGAAUCGCAUGAAUCUGUGAACCACCAAUGAAUUGCGCGCAGACUAAAUGUAAUCUGCAAAAAAAGUAUAGUUUAACCUAAAAAAGUGAAAUAAAAUAAGCCAACAUCGAAAGUGCUUUGGAAGGAUUUGAGAAAUAAGAAACAUUUUUAAAUAAUCCAAAAAAAAUACUAAGCAAAAAAUUUGCCAGAAUGCCGGGCAACAAGUGCUCAAUUUUAUUGUUCGUAUUGUUGUUGGCUGUUCUCAGUGCGAGUGUGGGCGCAUUUCAUAUCAUCGCUUUGAAUCGCCAAUACGAAUAUGAGUAUGUCGGUACGGUGGCAGUUGGUGCAAAGGCACCACAAGAAGAUGAACAUCCGGCUCCGCCAACUUCCGGUUGGAUUGUGCGCGGCAAGUUGACGUUACAACGACAAACGGCCAACGUUUUAGCCGCAGCGCUUGUCAUCGAUGAUAUAACACUCAAUAAUUCCGGUGAGAAAUUCCUGCAGAAUAAGGAAAUGUAUCCACCCUACAAGCCCUUCAAAAUCGUACUCACACAAGACGGCACCGUCUCACAUCUCUUCUUCAAAGAAGCAGAUCCUAUUUGGUCGACGAAUUUCAAACGUGCCAUAGCAUCUAUACUUCAAUUUCAAGUUGAAUCUACCGGCGCUUUCGUCGUAGAUGAGAUCGGCAUACAUGGCAAAUGUUCGACAGAGUAUUUCGUAUCGAACAAAACCAAUUACAUUUCCAUACGCAAAACACCGGAAUUGAAGAAUUGCACACCCUUUUCGGAAGCCAUACACGUGACACGCAGCAAUGUGCCCUCGAAUACGUGUGAAUUCGACUUUCAAAAGAAUGUCAUCAUCGGCAACGAAGCCAUUUAUGGCAUGUUACCACACCCAGUGACUGGCUACUUCCUCAGCAUGGCUCAUGUGAAGGGCACAACUUUGAUACACACAUUUGAGUCGACGGGCGAGGCGCAAUUUAUCAACUCGGAACUCUUACUCAAUUUCUUGAAUGAGACGUCUCUGGACAAUCCCAUUGAUAUUGAGACUUCCAUGUGCUCUGAGAUAUCGGGCCUUGAGCUAUUACCCAUCGAUAUUAACGAUCCGACAGGUGGUCGCAAUCCGCAGCUGCAAGAGUCAUUAAUGACAGCCGCAUCCAGCAUGUUGAACAGCCUUGCAGAGGGUCUGGAAAAUUCUGAGCUACAAUUUGGCGAACCUUAUGACACAGCGGUUUCAGAUUUGAUAAAAGUGCUCUCCGAAAUGGAUUACGAUUCGGUGAAAAAACUUUAUAGAGAUGUGGAUAUAGGAACUUCGUACCGGCAAGAGACUAUAAGGAAUAUUUUUCACGAGAUUAUACCGCGUAUCGGCACUAAAGCGUCUGUAUUUUUAACGCGAGAUUUGGUGCUGGAGAAAGAUCUUAAGUCUACGAUUGCAGUGCAACUUUUAAUUUCAAUACCCUUCCAUAUAUUCGAGCUGUCGCUGGAAUUGGUGAAAGAAUGCGAGGUCUUUUUGACAUUGGGCCCUGAUCGUCCAGACGUGCACCAAGCGGCAAUUUUGAGUUUCUCCACACUGGUACACAACGUUUUCAUGGCUGGCCGCAUUAAUAAGGACGUUUUUGAGGAAUAUGUACAAAAAUACUUUAAUCUUUAUUUGAAUAGUCGUGACUAUGAAUUAAAAAUGCUGUACCUACAAGGCCUAAGCAAUCUGCAGGUGGGCAACGUAGCCAACUACCUGGAUCCCAUUGUUAGUGAUCCGAAUGAAAAUGAGGAUAUCAAAUUCUUGGCUGCUUGGGCGACCCUCUCGCUAGCCACCGAACGCGCAGAACGAAUCUAUGAAAUUUAUUGGCCCAUCUUUGAAUCACGCAAUGCCAGCUUGGAACUGCGUGUCACUGCUGUUACUCUUCUACUUAUUUCAAAUCCGACAGCAGCACGUCUUAUCAGUAUUCAUCGCAUCAUACAAAGUGAAACAGAUCCGCAUAUGAUUAACUAUUAUCGCACCACCAUUACGAGUAUAUCCGAGACGACUUAUCCUUGUUAUCAACAUCUCCGCCGUCUGCUCUCGUAUAUGCAUCGACAUUUACCACAAAAGCCCGAAUCUCGUUACUGGGUCACCGGAAAUUAUAUUUUCGAUUAUCGUGAUUCGAAAUUCGGUAUUGGCGCUAUGUUGCAAGUAUUUUUGGUAGGUGACUCGAAAUCAGACUUGCCAGUGGUUGCUUAUUUCAAGUUCGAUACAGAAGCUUUGGGCAAAUUUACCGGGCAAUUGGCGCUCUAUAUCAAGGCACGCGGUCUACCCGAUGCCAUAUUCCACAAAUUUUUGAAGAAUACCGCAACGCCCUUAAAAUUCGAACACAUCAAGGAAUUAUUGCACGCCCUGAAGGCGCCAAUUAUUGAAUCCAAACCGCUGCAUCUUGAAUUUAUCCUACAAAUGGAGGGUAAAACAGUUUUAUCGUAUUACCUGAAUCAGAAAACUUUUCAAAAACUAACCUACUCCGAUCUUAUCAAUCGCGUCAGUUUUAUCAUACGCGCUGAUAGCCACAUCAAUAUGCAAACCAUUCGCUGGCCCUUCAUGACCAAAUAUUCGGUACCCACAGUUUUGGGCACCGCUUCCGAUGUGCUACUCCAAACCACUGUACUCACUUCACUGCGUGGCAACAUUACACAACAUCGCACCAAUGAUGUCAUGAAAUCAGCGUUGGAGAUUGAUGCCCGUUACUCGUCGUACGCAUCAUGUCGCAGUCGUAGCUAUAAUCCAUUCUUGAAUUUGGAUCAUGAAAUCAAUCGUGAACAGGGCUUCCUUAUCUAUGUGCCGUUCAAUACUGAUCUAAAUAUGAAUAUUACCAGCAAAUGUUUGCGUUAUUCCUUCCAGCGUCCGGAGAAUAUGACAAGUGGACUUUCAUUUAAAUCGCGUUCGAUUACUUCGACGCGUGGACAGAUAACAAAAGCUACCCAGCCUUUUGAUGAAGUCUUGUAUCCCGAAAGGCUUGUGGAUGUGUUCCAGCUGUUCAGAUACGACACAGACGAUUUGGGCAUUUCAGUGUCCAUUAAAACAAAUCUAAACGAAUUGAAUAAGUACCGCGGCAUGCUGCUCAAGUCAGAGUUUAUGGAAAACGGUUUCUCGCGCAAUAUGGUCAUAAACUUUAUAAUGUAUGUUUUUGGUGUUGCACAAUUGAGUUCGAUACAUCUUGGACAUGACCGAAACUUUACGAUGCUUGUGCAGAAUGAAAAACCAACGAAGAUCGAUGGCUCGAUUUGUAAACAAGAUCUAAUAAACACGGCCGAUAAAAUUGGACAGCAGCUCAGCUUUACCAUGGAGCAUUCGAGUAAUUUAGACGUCUCGGAAGCUCUGCACAGCUGGAACGUUACAAUGGAUAUUUACUCCUCAACUAAGAAUAACUGGUUUAAUGUAAUUGGCACUUUGGAACGCACAUCGAAAGUCGACACUCGCGACUGGAGGGCACAAAUCAACGCCACCUAUGCGCCACUAGUUUUCACAAAACGACCGCAUACUUUCAAUAUAGACGUGGUCUUUGGCAAUGCUAGUAAAACCAACGAAAAUCCGCUUAACGUAUCGAAGGUGCACUUCUCUGGAAGAGCUGGUCCAUCGGAUUACGCGCGCGACUUCCUGCUCUCAGACAACCCUCUUACCGAUACUGAUUUUUGCCCCAAGGAAGUACUCAAGUUCAGUCCCAUACCGACUUCAAAGUACUGCAAGCGUAGCAAUUUUGAGAAUUUCACAUCGAUCACCAAAUACGAUAUGGAUUUAAAGUUUGAUAAUAUGCCUGCCUGGUUUGAUUUAUGGUCUACACGCCUCGAUCAUUUCGUAUCAGCUUUGUCUGAGAGGAAAGUAGAGAGCCUAAAUCUAGAUGAAGAAAUCAAAUUUUCCCUACAUGUGCCAAACGACUAUUUCUGGCUGACAGUGGAGGUGAAUGGCGUAAAUUGGCGCAUAUAUCAUAUACCGUUUCUGCAAAAAUUGGACUCCAAGUACGAUGCUUCACACGAGAUAUCCUACGAUUCAGGACUCAAGCGAUCCUGCUCGGUAAUAAAUGGCAUGAUUAACACCUUCGAUGAUUAUCUAAUCAAUUUGAGCGAAACCACCAAAGUGACUGUGGCAAAGCACUGUCAAACGCUGCUGGCAGCCGAUUGUUCGGCAUUACCAGAGAUGGCUGUAUUUUUGCUGCCUUCGCCGGUGAGCGGUUUAAGUGCCAAUUAUGGCCUGCGUGUUUAUAUUGGACAAAAUUAUUUCACCUUUAGACCGGUGGAUAACCAAACUAAACUGCAGGAUGAUGCGCCCAUUUAUAUCACCGUUAAUAAUAAUGAGACGACGAUAAAUUUGCGUGAAAAAUCAUAUCAAUAUCCCGUGGAUGUGAGCGACUAUGAUUUUCACGUUGAAUUGACCGAGCAUAACAUACUCAUUGUGGAGAACGCGCAAAUGCACUCAACCAUACAAUUCGAUUUAUCCAACGUGUUAAAUUUCGAAAUUUACGGACUCUAUAAGAGCAAAAUGUGUGGACUCUGUAGCAAACCGUUAAAUACAUUACAGAAUUAUACGCUCUGCAUGCAGAAUUGAGACAUAACUAUACCGAAACGGUGAUUAGACAAUGCGGACAGCACUAGGUUCACUGUCUCAGUUUUAAAAAUUGAUGUGUGUAAGAAUGUAUGUUUGCAUAUGCAUAUAAGUAUAUAUGAUUGUAGAAUUGCACUUUUAUUAAUAAAAUAAAACUAGAAACAAAAAUUAAUGAGAAAAUAUAAUAAAUUCAGAUGAUGAUCUAAUGAUGAGUAGU